CCCGCGAAAUUUAUCCUGUUCUAUUUGGGUGUGUGUGUGUGUGUUGUGAACACAUACAUCCAUUGUAUAUGUAUGUAUGUGUAUGGAAGUUACGUUUUCUCUUGGAUAUAAAACGGACAACCAAACGAAAUGAAAAGUCCAUUUGGUGGUUUUGGUAGUUCAUUGUUUAUGCCAAUGUAUUCAAGACGAUUAAAUCUACAUUCCGGUUUUUAUGGUUCACGUUAUGGUAGUCCACAUGGAUUUGGUAUGGUUGGUGGUUCACGUAAUGGUCAAGGUUUUGUUGGUAAUCCCGGUAUUGGCAUACGACAAUCAAGUGAAACAUUAGCUAAUGUUUAUCCACAAAUGUCUUAUAGUCCAUCAUUAUCAUCAUAUGGUAUAACACCAUCAUCAUCAUCAUUAUUGAUGAUGCCGUCUUCAUAUUCAUCAUCACCAUUGUCAUCAUUAUAUGGUGGUGGUCAUUCAUCAUUCGGUGGAUCAUUUUUGUCAUCACCAAUUAUUGGUUAGAUUUUUCUUACAAAAAAAAAAAAUGAAUGAAUGAAAAAAAACCCACUGAAUGAUCGAUCAAUCGGAUAUGACAAAGAAAACAAAUA
This is a messenger RNA of Dermatophagoides farinae (American house dust mite), 590 nucleotides long. NCBI's taxonomy places the organism in Eukaryota, Metazoa, Arthropoda, Arachnida, Sarcoptiformes, Pyroglyphidae. The record is from RefSeq and is a predicted model, not a curated record.